Messenger RNA from Gadus macrocephalus (Pacific cod), 1958 nucleotides. RefSeq lists its product as uncharacterized. The coding region runs from base 1 to 1236 and encodes 411 amino acids. NCBI's taxonomy places the organism in Eukaryota, Metazoa, Chordata, Actinopteri, Gadiformes, Gadidae. The record is from RefSeq and is a predicted model, not a curated record. The transcript has 4 exons.
AUGGAUCCCGAAUACCUAGCACUAGGCAUUAUGUUGGCGGUCCUCUUAACAGAGACGAAAAAGAAGAAAAAGAAGAAAAGAUUGUGGACUCGUUCUUGGGUUGCAAGAAGAGGAGAGCUCGGGAUGUCGGUGCUACUUACCGAACUGGAGGAGACUGAUAGGAAAGGGUUCCGUGAGUUCCUGAGGAUGAGCGUCGAGGACUUUCAACUCCUUCUGGGGAAAGUUGAGCCUCUCAUCAAAAAGACGGACACAAAAAUGAGAAGGGCCAUCAGUGCCCGACAGAGAUUGUCCUUAACCCUCAGAUUCCUUGCAACUGGUGAGUCUUUCAGGUCACUGAGCUUCCAGUACAGGAUUGGCAGGUCUACUGUUGGCUUGAUUGUAAUGGAGACCUGCCAAGCAUUGUACAAUGUUUUGAAGGAAGAUCACAUGAAGACACCAACAACUGAGUCAGAGUGGCGUGAGAUAGCGAGCGGAUUCGAAGACAAAUGGCAAUUUCCUCAUUGCUUAGGUGCAAUUGAUGGGAAACACAUCUACAUUCAGCCCCCUGCUAAUUCAGGAAGUUCUUUUUAUAAUUACAAAGGCAGGUUCUCAAUUGUGCUAAUGGCAGUUGUAGAUGCCAACUACAAAUUCAUUUAUGCAAGUGUUGGCACUCAGGGCCGAAUGUCGGACGCAAGUCUGUUUGGACACUCAGAUCUCCGCAGUGCCAUGGACAGAGACCUGUUACAUUUCCCCCGCCCUGAGCCACUUCCCAAUACAGAUUUAAUCAUGCCCUAUAUGUUUGUUGGUGAUGAAGCCUUCCCUCUCCGUUCUGACCUUAUCAAGCCCUAUCCCCACAGAAACCUUGAUCAUGGACAGCGAAUUUUCAAUUAUAGAUUAUGUAGAGCAAGGCGAACUGUGGAAAAUGCAUUUGGCAUAUUGGCAAAUAGAUUACGUGUGUUCCUAACAAAUAUUUCUAUUGAACCAGAUAAGGUAACUUGCAUCACCCUUGCUGCCCUUGCCCUCCACAAUUUCCUGAGGGAAAAAUCAGAGGCCUACGUGCCUCCAGUCUUUGUGGACAGAGAGGACGAGAACCACAGAGUCAUUGCCGGAACAUGGCGAAGAGGUGGAGAUCUUGACUCUGUGGCAUUGAGUAGGGCGCGGAAUGCCACAACCACUGCUAAAGACCAGCGUGACCUGCUGAAGGCAUAUUUUCAAUCCUCUGAAGGAUCCGUUGAUUGGCAGGAGGAUAUGAUUUGAAAAUGUUAUGCAUUGAUAUUUAUUUAUUAUCAAUUGGUUUAUACUAUUUAUAAUAUACUAUUUAUUUAUUUACGCUAUUAUACUAUUUAUUAGUUAGUUACAACAGUGUUGUUAGUUAGACAGUAAACCAAUAUUUACAGAGUAUUUAUUAUCAUCUUGUUUAUACUAUUUAUUAUAUACUAUACUUAUUUAUGCUAUUACUACUACUAUACUACUAUUUAUUAGUUACAACAGUGUUAUGUUAGACAGAAAAUCAACAUUUAACAAAUAUUUAUUGUCAUUUUCUUUAUACUAUUUAUUAUAUAUUAUCUAUUUAUACUACUACUACUACUAUACUAUUAUUUAUCAGUUCGUUAUAACAGUGUUAUGAUAGUUAGACAGUUAACCAAUGGGAUGCAACACGAUAAAUAAAGGAACAAACAAUUUACCUAAUAUUUAACAAACGCAAUAAAUAAAUUAAAAUAACAAUUGGCGAGUUCUAUAAUGUCUCUUUGAUACUAGUCAUAAUUGUAGCCCAUAGUAUUGUGCUGUGGAGGCAUGUUGUGGGUGAAGUGGUGGGUUUGCAGAGGUGUGUGCCCUGUGCUCUGCUCUGGCCAAGAAGUUUGAGCAGGGUUAGCUGUUCUCUGCUCAUUCUCCUGGGCAUCAUAGAGCAUUAACAUUAUGUUUCGGCGUAGUCUCAAGCGUGUAGUUCUGUCCUGCACAUGUUUAAGCUCACAAGCCAC